AGGAAGUUGAUCACUAGAGAGACCUGGGUCUGAAUUCCCAGCUCUACAACUUCUAGGUGUUUGAUUAAAAUAUUUACCUGGUUGAGCUUUUUUUUCCUUCUGUAAAAUGGGGGCAUGUGCUGGGAUUCAAUAAGGCAACACACAUAGAGCAUUUAGUGGUUACUGGCCUGCACAGAACAAAUGAUUCAUUAAUAACAACGAUAUUGGGCUGGGGAUGUAGCUCAGUGGUAGAGCACUUGCACAAUCUGCACAAAGCCCUGGGUUCAAUCCUCAGAGCCUCAAUAACAAUACCAAUGAUGGUGACAUUGAUAAUAACCCUAUGCUAUUCUCUGAGAAACAUUAAAAAUAAUAAAAUUUGAUUCAGUGUCUACUUGAGCCCCUCCUACACUGUAUUAGGUACACAGACUCCUAACAAACUGCAAGGUAAGGAACUUCAUCUUCAUUUAAGAUUGGCUCUUAGAUAUUAUGUUUUAAAAAUGUAAUUAACCUGUUGUGUGUUCCCAAAAGUGGCUUCAUAAUGAGAUUGCUGUAAUUGCUAUUAAUAUCAUUGUUAUUUUGUUAUUAUCAGGGUCUCAAAAGAGUUCCUGGAGUGGAAUUUAAACUUGGGCGGAGGCAGAGAGUUGUGGAAACCAUGGCUGUGUAUGCCGAAUUCAAUAACAUGUACUGCUGCUGCUAAUGAUCCAAUCUCAUUUCCCUUGCCUCUAUUAUCCUCAUUAAUUUUUCUGCCGAUAUACCAUCUGUUUUCCCAUUUCCCUCUCCUUCACACGUGCAGAACUUGGCGCCGAGAAGCCCAGCCUGGCCAUCUCCCAACUAGUAGUCCAAGAGGUAGAGAAGCCUCAGGUUGAAGUCACCUGAAGCAUGUGGGCGGGCGGGAAAACCGGAAAGCAGGAGAGAGACUACGGAUCUGCCCAGUGGCUCGGCCCGCGGCUGAGGACACGGUUCGCCGAGAAGGAGCUGGGGUCUACCAACUCUGCGACUCUGCGUGGCCCCACCCUCGGCCAGGUGGAGGAGCCAAGGAAAACUUCCAACACUCCCCAAGUUUCAGCUCAAGACGUCUCGGAGGCUUCAAGUGCCCUAGCCUCGCAAGCCUGCCUGCAACGUGGCCACGUCUGGGACACCCUCAUACCCCCAGGGUCUCCCAAACUCUUUCAUUCUCUCUCCAGGCCCAGUUGUGUUCCAGGUUUCCCGUUCUCGGGGUCCUACUCUCCGCUUGCCCGGAGAUUCCCCCCCUUCUCAGGCUCCUGCCACCCCAGCCAAACCCUUUCGCUGCCUGGAGCUUUAGCUCCCCCGACACCGCCUGGCUGCCGGGCGGGGGCAGGGCCAACUGCGGAACCGCCCCCAACCGCCUCCCAGGCCAGGCGAGCGGGCGGGUUGCUGGGGCGCCUCCACCUCCUCUUCCUAAAGCGGCGAGGCGCAGACGAGCGGCAUCACUCGAGCCCAGGUCCCAGCCACCGCCACACACAGCGCCCUGCAUUCAGGAAGAGGAGCAGCAGCGGAGGCGGCGGCCACAGCGGCGGGCGGGCACCAGAAAGGCCCCGAUCGAAAAGCCUGGGAGGGCCGCCGAGCUACCCCUGUAGGAGGAGCCAGCCUGAACCCAAGGCGCCACCACCGCAGAAGCAGUGCGGAGCAGAAGUCGCCUUCAUGGCCCACUCACCGGUGGCUGUCCAAGUGCCUGGGAUGCAGAAUAAUAUAGCAGAUCCAGAAGAACUGUUCACAAAAUUAGAACGCAUUGGAAAAGGCUCAUUUGGAGAAGUUUUCAAAGGAAUUGAUAACCGUACUCAGCAAGUUGUUGCUAUUAAAAUCAUUGACCUUGAGGAAGCCGAAGAUGAAAUAGAAGACAUUCAACAAGAAAUAACUGUUUUGAGUCAAUGUGACAGCUCAUAUGUAACAAAAUACUAUGGGUCAUAUUUAAAGGGUUCAAAAUUAUGGAUAAUAAUGGAAUACCUGGGUGGCGGUUCAGCACUGGAUCUUCUGCGAGCUGGUCCAUUUGAUGAGUUCCAGAUCGCUACCAUGCUAAAGGAAAUUUUGAAAGGUCUGGACUAUCUGCAUUCAGAAAAGAAAAUUCACCGAGACAUAAAAGCUGCCAAUGUCCUGCUUUCAGAACAAGGAGAUGUUAAACUUGCUGACUUUGGAGUGGCUGGCCAGCUGACAGAUACACAAAUUAAAAGAAACACGUUUGUGGGAACUCCUUUUUGGAUGGCUCCUGAAGUUAUUCAACAGUCAGCUUAUGACUCAAAAGCUGAUAUUUGGUCAUUGGGAAUUACUGCUAUUGAACUAGCCAAGGGAGAGCCGCCUAAUUCUGAUAUGCAUCCAAUGAGAGUUUUGUUUCUUAUUCCAAAAAACAAUCCUCCAACUCUUGUUGGAGACUUUACUAAGUCUUUUAAGGAGUUUAUUGAUGCUUGCCUGAAUAAAGAUCCAUCAUUUCGCCCUACAGCUAAAGAACUUCUGAAACAUAAAUUCAUUGUAAAAAAUUCCAAGAAGACUUCUUAUCUGACUGAACUGAUCGAUCGAUUUAAGAGAUGGAAGGCAGAAGGACACAGUGAUGAUGAAUCUGAUUCUGAUGGCUCUGAUUCGGAAUCCACCAGCAGGGAAAACAAUGCUCAUCCUGAAUGGAGUUUUACCACUGUGCGAAAGAAGCCUGAUCCAAAGAAACUACAGAAUGGAGCAGAGCAAGAUCUUGUGCAAACUCUGAGCUGUUUGUCUAUGAUAAUCACACCUGCAUUUGCUGAACUUAAACAGCAGGAUGAGAAUAAUGCAAGCAGGAAUCAGGCAAUUGAAGAACUUGAGAAAAGUAUUGCUGUGGCUGAAGCUGCCUGUCCUGGCAUCACUGACAAAAUGGUGAAGAAAUUAAUUGAAAAGUUUCAAAAGUGUUCUGCAGAUGAAUCCACCUAAGAAAGUAUUUCUGGCUUCAAUUUCAUACGGACCCAGAGUAACCCACCAAAGCUACUUCAAGCUUAACAAUGCUUAACUCGUGAGCUCCAUGUGCCUUUUGGAUCUUUGCAUCAUUGAAGAUUUGGAAGAAGCUAUUCAACUAUUUUGUGAUGGUGUUUAUCAUUUUAUAUUUUAAAGAGAUUAUUUUGUAAGGAAAACUUUUAAUACUAUAGUUUCACCUGUAUUGUAGUAAAUGUUGAGAUACAGUUUUGCUUUUAGGUAUCAUUAUUUCUUAAGUUACUAGGAUGAAUACCUUUCAUGUUUUGAUCUUUAGUUAACUGUACACUCAUAAAACAUACAGGUCUUUCAACGGCAUCCUAAAUAUUCAAUUUUCGUAAAUCAUCGAGCUUCAAAAGUUUUUAUUUACACAAGCAUAUUCUAAAAAGGACUAUCUGUGGAAUAGUGGAAGUAAGACACAUCUUCUUAAAACAAAUUUUUAAUAAGCUCUUUGAAAUUGAACCUGGAAAAGUAUUGAUUCUUAUACCAAGUUGGUAUGAAUUCCAGGCAGCUCAAUGAUUAUCACAUUUGAGAGCCCUGUGUUUGAGGCGUUGACAGGCAGCGUGUAGCAACGGAAGUACCUCUUGGUGUACAGUAUUUAUCUUUUUGUUUAGAUGGAAGACACAAUCAACCCUUAUUUAAAUGGUUAGAAAUUUUAAAGCAAAAUCAUUUAGCCAAGGAUGUGUUUUUGGUAACAAUGGAGGAAUUAUACUGGCUUCAUUUUUUAAAUCUUUAAGUCAAAUUACAUAUGCUUGGAUUUAGAGAGCUUGAAAAAAUGCUGAUUGUCAUGUGAUUAAAUACCUGAUCAACAGGUAUGAAUAUAAUUUACACAGUAUAUUUUUGUCAUAGCAGUAAAUUGUCCUGUAAACUAUUUAUUCAUUUUUGUUCAUCAUAGUUAUCAGUACAAAAGCAUCAUAUGUUCAUUUCUGAAAGGGUAUAUCAAGCAUUUUCCAAUUCAUAUGAAAAUAACCAUAGUACAGGAUGAUUUCUGUCCAUUCAAAGGUAAGUUAGACUGUACAGUUAAUUUUUAGUUAUAUUUAUGGUACUGUUGAGUGGAUAAUAACCUUCUUUCUUUUAAGCCCAGUAUAUAUAUUAUGCCUGGCUAAGUGCUGAACUGGGGCUGUAUAUCAGUAGUUGUAGAAUUAUUGAUAUUAAUUAGUUUUAAUAGUUAAUAUUUUGUUUGGGUCUGCACACUUGGAUUUUGCACAAAAAUCAUUUUUAAAAAGAAAUCUGAGUAAUUGCCAAAUAUUAAAAGAAAAUGUUCUACAAGGAAAGAAUACAGUUUUUCAUCAAGGUAGCCAUUACAUGCUCUUUUUAAAAUAUAAACACUUGAGAAAAUUGUGGUAUAAUAUGCCAAGAAAUUUCUUGUCAUUGGUGCCUAUGCAGUAAAAAUUAAUUUUAGUUAAUUGUAUUUUGAAGUAAUGGUUCAGUUAAAUUUUUCACCUGCUAUGUAUCUGAAACACAAUUAAAGUUUAUAAUCUGUAGCACUCUCAAAAUGAUUUUGCAACUCAUCAUGGAUUAAAUGAAUAUUUUUGUAAAAGUAAAAGCAACAAGUUUAUAAAUUGAUUAUUUGAAACUUUACAACUGCAUCACAGAUAUGAAUUGUACUGCUUACUCAUUAUAGUUUUUAGUCCUGUAAACUGUUUCUAGGUGAAGCAUACUCCAGUGUUUUGGGGGUUUUGAAAAUAAAUAUUUAAUUUCAUGAUCUA
Molecule: messenger RNA, 4637 nt
Organism: Ictidomys tridecemlineatus (thirteen-lined ground squirrel)
Lineage: Eukaryota; Metazoa; Chordata; Mammalia; Rodentia; Sciuridae
Gene: Stk26
Product: serine/threonine kinase 26
Biological process (GO): negative regulation of cell migration; protein phosphorylation
Cellular component (GO): Golgi apparatus; cytoplasm
Molecular function (GO): protein serine/threonine kinase activity; ATP binding
Source: RefSeq, a predicted model, not a curated record